This is a messenger RNA of Homalodisca vitripennis (glassy-winged sharpshooter), 753 nucleotides long. Its product is annotated as actin-related protein 8-like. The transcript has 4 exons. Gene Ontology annotation, cellular component: Ino80 complex. Lineage: Eukaryota; Metazoa; Arthropoda; Insecta; Hemiptera; Cicadellidae. Gene Ontology annotation, biological process: double-strand break repair; regulation of DNA-templated transcription. The annotation marks the transcript as partial. The record is from RefSeq and is a predicted model, not a curated record.
AUGUUACAUUAUUCUCUGAAUACUUUUAUAAAACCUUUGUAUGCCUCUGACAGGGUGAGGAUAGGGUAUGGAGGAGGAGACAUCACACAGUCACUACACUGGCUGCUACAGAAGUGUGCCUUUCCUUACAAGGGCUGUGACCCAGGCAACAACUCCCUGGACGCGUUGCUGCUGCAGAACCUUAAACAUGACUCUUGUCACAUCAACCUCGACGUUUGUGGUUGUACAGAAAGACAGUUCCUCAUCCAGCAGCCAAAGCUCACUUGCAUUUCUUACACAAUACAGAUGGCAGAUGAAUGUCUGAUUGCUCCUCUUGGUUUCUUCUCUCCAGAACUGCUAGGAGUGACAGGAGUAAAGUCGGUGGUGACACAGGAGCGUUCUACCGGAGACCCUCAGGACCCUCAUGAUGCAGACUAUCUCCGGGAAACCAGUAGGCGAGGUGCAAAAGAAGUGUUGGAGCCGACACCAGAAGGAGUAAACCCUGAGAGUGGAGGUGGAGGGGGAGGGGAGGAGGAUAUAGUUGUGGAUGCUAUGUUAGAGAGUCAGCCUGGAGUAGCACCACAGCCUACUGAGUUUGUCCUUAGUCCUGGACAGCUGCUGGGCCUCGAUCAAGCGAUUCUACAGUCUAUUGACAGAUGUGGAUCAGACGAUUUAAAAAGGAAGAUGUAUUCGUCUAUUUUAAUUGUUGGAGGAGGGAUGAAGUUUCAAGGCAUCAGUACUUGGUUGCAGAAUAGAAUCGCUUUACAAAUACCU